AUGAAUGAUCCGCGAAAUUUUAAGGGAAAAGUAGUUUUGACUACCGGUUCAAGCAGUGGUAUUGGUGCCGGUAUUGCCAAACUUUUUGCACAACUGGGCGCUCAUGUGGUGAUCACCGGUAGAAAAGAGACCGAAAUCCUGAAAGUGGCCAAUGAAUGCCAACAGUUAUCACCGGAAAAGUUAAAGCCGUUACAAGUUGUCGGAGAUGUCAGUAAAAGUGAAGAUUUGCAGAGACUAUUGGAUGAAACCAUCAAAACAUUUGGACAGUUAGAUGUGUUGGUCAACAACGCUGGUAUUGCACUGUCGGCCGGCGUUACAGACAAAGAGUUUAUGCCAGUGUUUGACAAAAUAAUGAGUGUUAAUCUGCACCCGUUUGUCGAGUUAAGUCACCUAUCGGUUCCAUAUUUAAAUAAAACUAACGGCACUAUUAUAAAUAUAUCUAGCAAUCUGUCACAAGUGCCGAUGAAAACACAGUUAGCCUAUGAAGUGUCGAAAGUAGGCAUCGAUAUGAUGACUCGUGUGUUGGCACUGGAGUUGGGGCCCACUAUACGGGUCAAUACUGUCAAUCCGGGUAUUACGGAAACCAAUUUGGUAGAAAAAACUGAACACAUGGAACAAAUGUUAAAAGUGGCCAUCGAUAGGACACCAAUGAAACGUAUCGCACAGCCCCGGGAUGUGGCCGAAAGUGUAGUGUAUUUGGCAUCGAGUGCGGCCACUUUUGUUACCGGUGCCAAUUUGGUUAUCGAUGGCGGCAUUAUGUAUAAUUUGGGUGGUAUGAGAUAG
Messenger RNA from Oppia nitens, 783 nucleotides. Its product is annotated as 3-oxoacyl-[acyl-carrier-protein] reductase FabG-like. Bases 1 to 783 code for a protein of 260 amino acids. NCBI's taxonomy places the organism in Eukaryota, Metazoa, Arthropoda, Arachnida, Sarcoptiformes, Oppiidae. The transcript has 4 exons. The record is from RefSeq and is a predicted model, not a curated record.